AUGUUCGAAAAGUUUCCCAAGAUCUAUAAUGUCUACUUCUUGGCAAUUGUUGCCACGAUGGGAGGUAUGCUCUUCGGUUUUGAUAUCUCAUCGAUGAGCGCUAUCAUUCCAAGCGACCAGUACCUUGAAUACUUCGAUAACCCAUCUGGUGUUGUUCAAGGAGCCAUUGGCUCUGCCCUUGCUGCGGGCUCAGUAGUUGGCAGUGCUAUGGCUGGUCCCAUCUCCGACAAGUUCGGUCGUCGCGACGCUCUUGUAUUCGCCUGUAUUUGGUGGCUUAUCGGUACCGCUAUACAGGUCGCUUGCACAGGUCGCGGUAUGCUUAUUGCUGGUCGCGUCUUGAACGGAGUAACUGUCGGUAUUACGUCGUCUCAGGUACCCGUCUACCUCGCCGAAAUCUCGAAACACUCUCAGCGUGGCGCGAUUAUCAUCAUCCAACAACUAGCUAUCGAGUGGGGUAUUCUUAUCAUGUACUUCAUCGGUUACGGAUGUACGUUUAUUCCUGGCGCUACGGCUUCGUUCCGCACCGCUUGGGGAAUCCAGUUCGUUCCCUGCGUCAUGUUCAUGAUUGGACUGCCAUUCCUGCCUGAGUCACCCCGUUGGCUCGCAAAGGUCGACCGCACAGAAGAAGCAAUUCACAUCCUGGCCGCCAUCCAAGCCGAUGGCAACAUCGAGGACCCCUACGUUAUCGCCGAAUACGAGGAGAUUGUUACAGCGCUUACUGCUGAGCGUCUAGCUCCCCAAGGAUGGAGGAAGUUCGUUGUGAACGGCAUGUGGAAGCGAACCCUCGCAGGUUUCUCUGUCCAGGCAUGGCAACAACUUUCGGGUGCGAAUGUCAUGACUUACUAUGUCGUAUACAUCUUCGCCAUGGCAGGUCUUUCAGGCAACACCAAGCUCAUCUCAUCCGGCGUGCAGUACGCCUUGUUCAUCAUCUUCUCGUCAAUCAUGUUCUUCUUUGUCGAUAAGAUUGGCCGAAGGACGCUCUUAUUCUGGGGUGCGAUCACGAUGGCUAUAUGCCACUUUGUGGUUGGAGGAACACUAGGAGCUCAUUACACUUAUGUUCCCGAUGGUGUCGGUGGGGACAAGAACGUCGUCAUGGAGGUUACCGGAUCGCCCGCGUACACUGUCAUCGCAUUUUCAUACCUGUUAAUCAUUAUCUACGCGCUUACGCUCGCCCCCAUCUGUUGGGUCUACGCCGCUGAGGUGUGGUCACUAGAAACACGUGCUUCUGGAAUGGGCAUAGCGGCCAUAGGAAACUGGCUGUUCAAUUUCGCGAUCGGGCUCUUCAUUCCGCCAGCCUUCAUCAACAUCAAGUGGGGACUAUUCGUGGUCUUCGGGGUACUUUGUGUUCUGGCAUCUAUCCAGUUCUUCUUCACAUAUCCCGAGACUUGUGGCAAGACUCUUGAAGAGAUCGAAGUCUUGUUCAGCAAAGAUGGCCCGCAUGCUUGGCAGACCAAGAAGGGUAGCUCGCACCUCGCCCGUAAUGUCGAGAACGUUACAGCCGCGCAAGCCAAGGGAGACGCUCUUGCCACCAUUGAGAACAUCGCCAAGAAAGAGAAGGGUGAGACUCAAACAACUGAGGCUGUCUGA
Molecule: messenger RNA, 1587 nt
Organism: Alternaria atra
Lineage: Eukaryota; Fungi; Ascomycota; Dothideomycetes; Pleosporales; Pleosporaceae
Exons: 5
Coding region: 1-1587 (528 amino acids)
Biological process (GO): transmembrane transport; carbohydrate transport
Cellular component (GO): membrane
Molecular function (GO): carbohydrate:proton symporter activity
Source: RefSeq, a predicted model, not a curated record